AUGCCAGGCUUUUGUAGGAAAGACAAUGACGGACCUGCGAAGUCUUCCAUUCAUCGGCCAGAUUGGACGUAUCGGUUUUUCUCUUUGAUGGCCCAGUCCAAAGUGGUCCAGAUAGUAGUUGUUGAAGGCAUAGUCGAGACGCUGCAACUCUCCUAUUUAUACAACACUCUGGCAUUCUACUCCCCUCAUUGCCGUGAGCUCGCUGCCUAG
Molecule: messenger RNA, 210 nt
Organism: Cadophora gregata
Lineage: Eukaryota; Fungi; Ascomycota; Leotiomycetes; Helotiales; Ploettnerulaceae
Exons: 2
Coding region: 1-210 (69 amino acids)
Source: RefSeq, a predicted model, not a curated record